Molecule: messenger RNA, 1103 nt
Organism: Calliphora vicina (urban bluebottle blowfly)
Lineage: Eukaryota; Metazoa; Arthropoda; Insecta; Diptera; Calliphoridae
Product: ATP synthase mitochondrial F1 complex assembly factor 2 homolog l(2)k14505
Exons: 3
Coding region: 86-907 (273 amino acids)
Biological process (GO): mitochondrial proton-transporting ATP synthase complex assembly
Cellular component (GO): mitochondrion
Source: RefSeq, a predicted model, not a curated record
GUUCUUGUAUUUUUUUAUUUUCCUGGAAAAAAAUUAAAUAUUUCUAAAAAUUACCAAUUUAUAACAGAAAACUAUAAAAUUUAUUAUGAAUAAUCUCUAUAAAUUAAUACAACCCACAUGGCGACAAGUAAUACAGCCACAACAAAGCCUGAUAAAACGUUUUUAUGCCUCAGUUCCUAAACGUUUCUAUAAGAAAACCUCAGUGCUGUAUAAUGAUGGCAGCUAUGAAGUGACUUUGGAUCAUCGUAAAUUGAAAACACCCAAGGGUGCUCCAUUCAGUUUGAAAAGUGAACCCUUAGCUAUAGCGGUGGCCACAGAAUUCGAUAAUCAAAAAGAGCACAUAGAAAGUUCGAAAAUGCACUUGUCCGCCCUGUGCUUUACGGCCAUUGAUAAUCCCAAUAAUCAUUCAAAAAUCGAUAUGGUUAACUAUUUGUUGAAUUUUAUACCCACAGACACCAUACUGUUUCAGUAUGAUGACGAAAAGGAUUUGCAUGAUUUGCAGCGCAACGAAUGGGAUCCUUUGAUCGAAUGGUUUAAUGAACGUUAUGGUACAAAUUUACAGAAAACCAUGACUAUAACACCACCACAAAUAUCCGCGGAGGAUAAAAUGAAAAUCUCCAAAUAUUUAAUGUCACAUUCGGAUGACGUUUUGUAUGGUUUCGUUUAUGCUAUUGAUACUUUGAAAUCCAUUAUCUUGGCUUUUGCUGCCAUUGACCAACGUAUAUCGGUGGAGAAGGCUGUUACGCUGGCCCGCUUGGAAGAGGAAUACCAGCUGAAAUUUUGGGGACGUGUUGAAUGGGCUCACGAUAUAGCCCAACAAGAGUUACAAGCCCGUUUGGCAGCUUCUGUUUUAUUUGUGCAUCUAAAUCGUUCGGAUUAUUUUGUCAAGGAGAAAACUUUAGUAUAAAUUUUUGUUUUAAUUUCCUGAGAUGGAAACACACUGACUGUAAUUGUGUUUAGUUUUAUAAAUAGUGUUUUAAAAGUUGUUACUACUGAUGUACGAGUUGAAGGUAAGCAGAGUUUGAAGAUCUUUUUUAAAAAAAGAUAUUCAAUGUUAAAGAAUUGUGGUUAAAUAAAAUAAAGAAAACUUCGAAGGAAUUUAU